AUGAUUGUGUUGAAUGCUGAGCUAAAGUCAAUAAACAGCACUUGUACAUACGUGUCCUUGUUGUCCAGGUUCAAGAAAGCCCUGCACUGUCCACCCUGCCAGAGCAUCCACUGUUCCCCUUGCAGAGUGCAACACUGUAAGCACAGUGUUAGUACAGGCAUUUGUGUUUGCUGCUCUUCAUGUUCAAAACAAGCUGGGGAAAACUGUGGAGGAACAUAGGAAUACCUGGGGAAGUGUGAUGCUUGGUGUGUGUGUGUAUACCAGGAAGCUACUGAGGGCAAAUAUGAAGCAGAGCAUAAAGGGAUUUGCAAGUCAGUACUCAAAGUUCAUGAAAGUGACACUUGUCAUCCAGACUGUACAUGGGUCUGUCAUGCAAACCCAAAUGAAAUCUGCUCAGCCAAAUCAUUGCAGGUCAUUGAAAAGCAUGAAUGUGGAGGUUUCUGUCAACACACCAGCUGCUCCAGCUGUUUGGUUCUCAGGCGUCCUGUGUGUUCACAGGCUUUUGCUCAAAUGGACCAUGUAUGCCUCCUUCAUUUUGGGAGGUGUGUGCACCGCCACCUAAAGGCACACACACAGGUGGUCUGCAACCAGAACCUACAGGGUUUGUGUGAUGUCCUGUUACUGACCUACCCACGUUCUGACUGAGUUUGCCUUGUCCCGUUCUCACUGUGAUUAGCUCACUGUAUUAUACAUGUAAAUAUAUGUACAUGUUUGUUUUGUUCACUGGUAGUAGGGGGGUUUCUGUCCUGGUUUUGGUGAGGGGGUGAGGAGAGUGUUUUGUCUUUCUUUUGGGUUUGUUUGUAGGUGAUUUGUGUUUGUUAAAAGAGUGUUUUUGUUUAUUAUUUUGGCCUUGGUCCACCAUGAAGUUCGGUGGUACAUUGUACAUUUUAAAAUAUACCUUCCGUUUUAGGACA
Silurus meridionalis is the source of this 914-nucleotide messenger RNA. RefSeq names its product IGFBP domain-containing protein. Gene Ontology annotation, biological process: regulation of cell growth; regulation of signal transduction. NCBI's taxonomy places the organism in Eukaryota, Metazoa, Chordata, Actinopteri, Siluriformes, Siluridae. The record is from RefSeq and is a predicted model, not a curated record. Gene Ontology annotation, cellular component: extracellular region. Gene Ontology annotation, molecular function: insulin-like growth factor binding.